AUGCCCUAUCGAUUUCAGGAUGUGCUUUCUUCGCGUGGGCUCUCAGUCCUCUAUUCGACAGUAAACGGUUCCCAAGUGCUAGCCAUUACCCUGGCCUUGAAAAUUACUAAGUACUACCAUCAUCCCACGCAGGAGUACGAGAUAACGUUUCGGCAAACCGAAACGCAAACCGAACGCACUGAAACUCGAACUGUUCAAACGCAGGUGCAUCGGCGCUACUCAACGACCGGCUCAAACACGGAGCUUCACCUUCUUUCUGCAUCUGAACUCGAGGAUACAGUAGCCAACGUCGUUUCUCAGUUUUUGCACCUCCCAGUGCCAAAGGAUCAAGCUGAGCCGCAGCCAACUACAGAAGCAAGGAGGCCAAUCAUUAAAGAACCAGAAGAGGGAGGAAAGGCUUUGAACGGGAUCUUAGGUAAAAACCUUGUACCUCGUCUCCAGAAGUUGAGAGUUCUGGACAAGAUGAUCGGCGAACGAACAGCACUGGUAGAACGAUUUGACGCGAACUUGGUCAAGCAGGAAAUUGCUCGUAAAAGAGCGUUUAUCUUGAAGUGUCGGAUGGCCAAAGAUGGCAAGGUGCCUCCUAGAGAAGCUCAAAAACUGCCGCCCAAAGUGCCCUUGAAACAGACUCGUGAAGUAGCCACACAAUUCGAGAAGAAGACGUCGUCCUCAGACUCCUCCACGACAUCUGAAAGUGCUGGAACAACCUCGGAAAGCAGCGAGGAAUCAGAAGAGUCCGAAGAGACAGACGAGUCACAGGCGACUUCUACUGAAGAGUCAUCAGCAAGCGAGAGCAGAACCUCAUCAUCAAGGGAGACGAUUCUGAGAAAAAAUUCCUCCGCCGUACCGGUGGGCAAACAUUCGCCCAAGAAGGACGAU
Cooperia oncophora is the source of this 879-nucleotide messenger RNA. The record is from the annotation of a GenBank genome assembly. NCBI's taxonomy places the organism in Eukaryota, Metazoa, Nematoda, Chromadorea, Rhabditida, Trichostrongylidae.